This is a messenger RNA of Photinus pyralis (common eastern firefly), 2060 nucleotides long. Its product is annotated as cilia- and flagella-associated protein 206-like. Gene Ontology annotation, cellular component: ciliary basal body; axoneme. NCBI's taxonomy places the organism in Eukaryota, Metazoa, Arthropoda, Insecta, Coleoptera, Lampyridae. Gene Ontology annotation, biological process: regulation of cilium beat frequency. The record is from RefSeq and is a predicted model, not a curated record. The coding region runs from base 103 to 2040 and encodes 645 amino acids. The transcript is spliced from 11 exons.
AGAAACCUUAGUUUUCUAUUCUCAAACAAAGUACAGAAGCCACCUUUUUUCGCAGUUAUAAAAAUACGAAAUGUCAUCUCUUUUCAGUUUGGUUUGACAUUAAUGGCAGUCCCAAUGGAUUUCGCAACUAAAAACGUAUUGCAAGAACUCUUAAGAGAAUGCACCAACAAAUCGAUACAAAUUCCAGAAAGCUUUAUCUUAUACUACGUGAAAUUAUUACUGUUAAACCCCUCCUGGGGGAUACUUCCGGGAACGCUACCACAUCGUAACGACGUGAGGUACCUUGUGAAACAGUGCGUGCAGAAAUUAAGCAAUCAAUCGCACUCCAGCAUCGUAACGUUAAAAAUCCAACACUAUUUUAAAGAAAACUUCGAAAAUCUCGAAAAUAUGAUAAUAAAGAACCGGGCUGAUCUUAAGGCGCGAAUUUUGCCCUUAGAAAAAGAUAUUCUAGACGCGUACGUCGAGGACGAGGAAGGACUAGGGAGACUGUUCCGGAAAGUCGUAUACUUCAUCACCUUAACUUCCGGGUUGGGCAAUCCAACUGAUGAACAGGUGUACAAGGAAUCAGCGGCUGCCUUAAAAAGUGCGUUGCUCGAAACGGAUCUUAAGGAGUUUGUUAAUGAGACGCGUGAAAAUAAGGAGUAUCAGUUGAUUGAGUUGACCGAGUUGGUGACGGGGAUAAGACUAUUUAACCGGGACUGUAAAAAAUGCGGAUCCGGAAUUGAGGACUUACCGAAAAUGCUAACCAAGGCCCUUGAAGUGACGCUUCAAGAUAUCGAAAAGACAUUGGAGUCGAUCAUGGAAACUGUCAACUUGCUUACGACUGCUGUUGACAACAACUACGAGAUUGAGCCGAGUGCAGAAUCGUACGUCUUACGUCGGCGCCUACCGGAUAACGUUGAUGAGCCCCAGCUCAAUCACGUGAUGAACUUAUUAAUCAUUUAUAGGCAAUAUGAAUUGUUUGUCAGGAAAAUUCUAGUUGAAGUCAGCAACAUGAGUACCACCGCAAAGAGUACCAUUGAAAAAUUAAAAGAUCUUCUGUCUAAAGUGCACAACUCGGUCAGUUUUAGAACUGCGAUUCCAACAAUCCAAGUUUUUCCACUAUUCUCCCAGGUUGCCGACGCAUGGUACCGUCUGCAAAAUCAAACCAUAGCCUUAUCUCAACUGAACCAAAUGCUGCUAAACCUCCAUUUUGAGGUCGAACGUACAAACUUUACCGAGGAUGUGAUUCGCUUAAUGCUCGGCCCCUCCAGUAUCAUCUCUGACGCGGACCGAUUAGAGAAAACAACGCAACUGAAAAUUAGACAGACAAGCGCGGACGCUCCCAUCGUCUAUCCGUCGGACGUAUCCGACUUUGAACGAAUCGAGCUUCAGUACCUCGGGUUUUGCGCUUGGAAGUUCGUGGAGACCGGCGGCGGGCUGAUACCGGCGAAUCCCAAUAUGGGCGUUUUGCGAAUUGAUGGGAAAUACUACGCGUUUUGUUGCCCGGAAGCUGCGGUCGCUUUUUGUUCAAAUCCCUUCCGAAAUAUCUUAAGAGGACUUGAGGUGGUACGACGUCGAUGUGAGCUAAUUAAUUUACUUCAAAUGGAAGAUCAGCUGAUUAAGGUUUCCAAAAUCGAACAAAAGGGGAAGCUUUAUCCCCAUUUAACCCUUGCUGUAUCUCGCACCAUUACGGAGAUCCCAUUGGUUGGUGGUAGAAAUUCCUCAACCCACUUCAACAUGCGAAGUCGAAGCACAAACCGACUUGCAUCCAAACCCGACAUACAUCGACCCAAGCUACAUGUGGAAUAUCUGGGAUUGGAAACGACAGGCAAUCCUAUACGCGAAUUUAUCCAGGUGUAUCACGUGUUCUACGCAAACUACCAAAUCACGAGCACGAGAAGCUACGGUAACGCAGACGUACGACACGAAGCACGCCUCGCAGCAGACCAAAAGAGAAAAUUACUCGAACGUACCCACAGUAUCGUCCUUUAUUUAUGGGUUGCGAGGAAGACUGGACGAUUUGCAACAUGUGAUUACUUUAACAAGACCUGUAGAUGAAUAAACACUUCUCUCGUUCA